AUGGAUGGCCUAAAUUCUGCCGAGGCGGUGACUCGCUUCCUUCGAGGCAAAGAUUCGUCACCUGAAAAUGUGUGCAAUGUUGUCCAGGCGCUUUUAUCUGGCGGAAUUCCCGUCUACCUUCCCAAUUCAACCAGAUUUGUAUUUGAGUUGGUCUGUGAUCGCUUGAACGAUUUCAACGGCAAGAGCUUCAAGCUUUGGAAGCUUCAUCCUGGAAUUUGGGAUCUUCUCACUCGUCUGUGGACGGCUAUGGGCGUAAACGAAGCAGAUCGUGAAGAUAGAACCAGAAGUUUCCGCAGAGUCAAGGUUGUAGCCAUCAUCACCAGCGUUUUAAACUCUCUGGCAAGCAAAUAUGAGGAAAAGCUCUUGCAAUCCAUGUUUCUGUGUGUGGAGCUGAUAAUGGCCACCGGAUACGUGGAUGUGGAUGAAUUCACGGGUGUUGGCUUACUCAAAUCAUAUUCUUCAUUGGUGAACUUUAUCGACAACGAUACUAUUGAUAAAAGUCCCUUCGACCACUGGUCAAAGAUCAUUUCUCGCUUACUAGAGCUUCCUAGAAAGUCAGCAACUUUUAAACCUUCCAAAAAGGCGGCUGCCAGGUUCUUCGUGGAGCCGCUUCCUGUGAUUCUUAAUAUACUUGCUCAUCGCAAGAAUGAUGAGCUCACCUCAACUUAUGCAAUGCUCAAAGAGCAGCUAGAGGUUUCUGUUUUUGGAGAGGAAUCCCCACUUUCAUCUCAAAUCAUAUCCAUCGCCUCUUCAGAGGACCUCUCCGCUGAAGGUGCCGAGUAUCUUUUCCAAGAAACCAUUACUCACCUAGCAUCCAGUGACAUUGCACUCUGUGAAACCGUAUACGUCAAAAUUACCAACCAUUUCACCUCGUUGGCAGAAAAGUUGCUUGGAGUACUUUCAAGGAUUAACCGUACACUUUCAUCGAGCUUUUUCGGUGAAAUUUUCAUUUCUGAGAUGGCCAAAUCUAAGCAGAAUUGGAGAUUGAUCGGCUACCUCCUACGUCUUGAUCCAGAACUAGCUAUUUCCAAAUGGGAGGACGCUGUACAAGCAACAACCAAAAUUUCUGCUGAUGAGAGUUUCGCUUUGGCUGAUAAUUUGGCUCAUGGUUUCAUUAGGGCAAGAGAUUUUUCACAGUUCAUGAGGCAGGUCUACCCUGCUGGAAUCAAGAAUUCUGCUAAUGUGUGGCAAGAUGACCAGAUGAUUGAAAUUUUGGCUCCAAAAGUGAACGAGUUGUCUGGAAACCAAAUUUCAGCCCUCAUUCGUCAUUUUAUGGAUGCUGGCGACAAGCUGUCAUUGUCUAUUUUACUUCACGGUCUACUUUUCUGUCCUUUGGCGAAACAGAAGAUGCUGGAGAACCUAUUUCAGGAUUACAACUUUUGCCAGAAAGGAUGGUCCGAAAUUGCAUACUUGGUAUUGUGCAUUUACGGCCAAAGUAUUUUAGAUGUCCAACCUGAUAUUUUGGAAAAAGUUGGAUCUGGAUUUUCCAAGUAUGAUGUUUAUUUGAAGCUCAGAGUAGCUGAAUUGUCGGGAGAUCUUAGUUUAGUUGAUGCCAAGGAAGCCACAAAGCUUAUUACUAAGCUGGAUGCUAGGAACUUACUCCUUUUUGCUCAACGUUGGCUUGUUAUUCUUGAUAGUUUCCCGGAUAUUCACGCUGAAUUAUUCAAGAAGAUGCUUGAGCUUCUUUCGAAGCUGCAAAUGCUCUCUUUCUUCCAAGGUCAAAGUGAUAUCAUAUAUGAACUUCCUCAGUUCAUGCGUGGUUUCCUGAAAGCCUUAAGAUUGAUCUCUAUUUCUUACAGAGAUGAGCUCUUCUGCUGUUUCCCAGCCAUAGUGUUCAGGAAGUACUUCAACUACUAUAUCAACCUAAUCACCGAAGAAGCAAUCGCAGAUCCUGAUAACAUCAUUGCCCGGGAAACUUUGAAACACAUUUUACAAGAACCUAGUCUCUCUUCCAAUAUCGAAAGAGACUUGGGAAAGCUUCGCACCCUUCUUGAUUCUAGCAAGCCAGAAACGACUAAAGUAUCGAUGGAUAUUGCCCGUUCCAUAUGGUCUUCCCAUUUGCAUAGCAUAAAAGAUUCCAACUCGUCCACAUACGUUGUUGAUGCACUCAAGACUUUAGUCAAGGCGAUGAAGAAACCAUCGAAUGGUGAUUUUGCUCUUGUUCAAGUCAUUCUUAGUAUUCCAACCGUCAGGGGUAUCGAAGAAAUUCAGAAACUCUACCAAGAGCUCUGCUAUAAGUUUGUGACUGCAGUGAGAAAGCUGAAAAUGCCCAUUGAGGAACAAAUGGUUGCCCUUUCGGAAAUUCCUCUGGAAGUGUCCGAGGAAGUGCGUUCGGCCAUUAAAGAAUUGACAAAAGAAAUUGGUUCACAAGCAUCGACGACUUCAACUCAGAUACACUUGUUUGCAUUGGUUGUCAAAAGUAGCUCUCCGAACAUUUCAAACGCAAUUUUCAUUACAAGUUUGUUUGUUGCAAUCUGUCUGAACGAGUGUGAAGACGACAAAAUCCAGUUUAUGCUCAAACAGCUAAACCACUAUUACAAAGAAUUAUCCAACGACAAUUUCAUGGAGAUUUACAGACAUGUUCUCCAUACUCUCGAAGAUGCGCCAGCAUCCUACAUUCCUUACCUAAUUGAUAUACUUUCGCUCUUGGCUCCGAUGCUUAAAAAGGCUCACCAGCAAGAACAUUCACAGCUCUUUGUUGCUACGCUCCUGACUGUUGCACUCCAGAAAAGACUUGCUGAUCACGCAUUGCCAUUGAUUCGUUUCUUGUCAGCCAUCACACUCAUGCUCUCAGAUCAUAUCUGGAUUUGCACUCAAUAUUCAGUGGAACUUAUCAUCAGCUUUGGAGACUUGAUUGCUAGCGAUUUGGACAAUAUCGAUAGCUCUGAGAAAAUAUACAUAGCGGUCAUCCAAAUGGAAUCCUAUGUCGUGUUGUUCCACAGAUACAGACUCACAUCACGUUAUCAUUUGAUUAUUGGAGUUUGCUCCAGAUUAAUGGUUCCCUUAGCCAGUGGAAAUCCGCUUGAGGAUUCCAAACCAGCAGCUGCCGCUUAUGCACGGUUGUUGACCACUCUUUCGGAACCUCCAGUGCUGGCUUACACCAAGGAGUCUGACUCAUUGACAUCUCAAGCUGCGGCCAGCAAGAAAUUGUUGAGAAAACAUGCCCAUAUCUUGGUGGUGAACUACGUUCAUUUGCAAUUGACACAUGCAUUGGUCAGUGCUGUCAAUGAAGCGGUGUUGCCUGGAGUCUACAGUGUCCUUGGCCUCUUAUCGAGAGUCGAGAUGCAAUUGGUUAAUCAAUGUCUCGAUUCACUGGGCCAGACCUACUUCAAGUCAUUAUAUGGUGGGUACAGAGACCAUGGCAAAUGGAGAGAUCAAUAG
Molecule: messenger RNA, 3381 nt
Organism: Sungouiella intermedia
Lineage: Eukaryota; Fungi; Ascomycota; Pichiomycetes; Serinales; Metschnikowiaceae
Source: the annotation of a GenBank genome assembly